GAAGCAUGCGUGGGCCGGGGCUGCCGCUGCCGCUGCUGCUGCUGCUGCUGGCGUUGGGCUGGGCGGCCGCGCUGCCCCGCUCGCAGCUCUUCCCCUUCGGGGAGCCCCGCGGGGACCGGCAGCUGCCCGAAGGCGACGACGAGACCUCGGCGCCCGCCGCGCCCCUGCCCGGCCCGCUGCGCUUCUACGAGACCCGCUUCGCGCAGCUCUACGUUGGGACCAACGGGAUCAUUUCCACCCAGGACUUCCCCAGAGAGACCCAGUAUGUGGAUGACGAUUUCCCCACGGACUUCCCCGCGGUGGCUCCUUUCCUGUCAGACAUCGACACCAGUGGCGGGAGAGGCAAGAUCUAUUACCGCCUGGAUGAUUCCAGAGAGGUGCUGGAUCGGGCUGCCCAGCUGGUCCAGGCUGCAUUUCCCAGCGCCACCGACUUUGCCCCCCGCCACACCUUCAUUGCUACCUGGGAGGACGUGGCAGCCUACGAAGAAGUCACCCGGAACUCGGAGCCAUCCAAGCAGCGUAACACCUUCCAGGCAGUCUUAGCCUACGGCCUUUCGGACGCCUACGCCCUCUUCCUUUAUCCCGACGACGGGAUCCAGUUCUUCGGGACGCGGCCGAAGGAAUCGUACAACGUCCACCUGGAGCUCCCGGCCCGCGUAGGCUUCAGCAGAGGGGAUUAUCAACGGCGGGAAGGGCCGUACCACAGCGUAACGAACAGCGAGCAGUCCGUCAAAAACCUCUACCAGACAAGCAACAUGGGGAUCCCGGGUGUGUGGGCCUUCCAUAUCGGCAGCGCUGCCCCACUGGAUAAUGUGAUCCCCGCCACGAUCGGCAGGAGACCCCUGCCUUCUCCAAGAACCCCAGAGAGCAGCUCUGUCAGCCCUAACAUCCUGGAGGGCGAAUACCCCGAUUCCAACCUUGAUUAUGAAGAUUCCUUCUACGAUGGGGCAGAAGACGACUUUGAGUACUUGCCCAUCACGCCCACCGAGCAGACGCGCGGCUCGGAUACGAGACCCGGCAGCUCGUUCAACCCCGACGGCCGACUUGAUUACAACGAGCCGAGGCGUUCCGGCGUGAAGCUGGAUUCGGAUCGGGAGCCCCCGUUGCACUAUCCGGGAUCGAGCCAUCUCCCUCCUUACCCAGACCUGGAUUCCAUCUCUCUGUUCCCCUUGGAGGAAGUGCCGUCCGCAGCAUCUUCUGUGUCAGAAGAAGACGCGAGAACCCCGUCCUUGCCGUUGGUUUACGAGAGUCCGAUUGAGGCGGUCACGGCUACCCUGCUGAGGCAACCUGGCCACGAGGGUGCCUUGCCCCCCCGGGAAGAAGAUAGGGGCGCCCCUCCAGAAACAGAAAGCUUUCCUGUCUACCCAGAGGGGGAAGUGAUCCUCGAAAGCUUCCCAGACAACACCCCUCCUUUCAGCCACAGGAGACGGGUCGUAGGUGUGGACGAGGACGUCAGUUUUAACCCUGACGGGUUCACGUACAGCACCGCCAACGUGGAGACCUGCGAGGAGCGCCACGCCCAGUGCUCCCAGCACGCCUUCUGCACGGAUUACAGCACCGGCUUCUGUUGCCACUGCCAGACCAAGUUCUACGGGAACGGAAGGCACUGCUUACCGGAAGGGGCCGCUCAUCGUCUCAACGGCAAAGUCAGCGGCAACCUGUUGGUGGGACAGACGCCCGUGCGCUUCGGCCAGGUUGACCUCCACGCCUACAUUGUCGGCAACGACGGUCGGGCCUACACGGCCGUCAGCCACAUCCCCCAGCCGGCCGCCAGGUCGCUGAUGCCGUUGGCUCCCAUCGGAGGGCUCUUUGGUUGGCUCUUUGCCCUGGAGAAACCCGGCUACGAAAAUGGCUUCAGUAUUACUGGUGCUAAAUUCACUCACAAUGCGGAAGUCACUUUCUAUCCAGGAGAGGAAAAAGUUUUUGUCAAGCAAACAGCCGACGGGUUGGAUGAAGAAAAUUACCUCAGCAUUAGGACAGAAAUUCAAGGACAGGUGCCCUAUAUUCCGGAGAAUUUUACUGUCCACAUUGCGCCUUAUAAAGAAAUUUACCACUACUCGGAUUCAGUGGUGACGUCCACAUCUUACCGGGAAUAUUCCCUUACUUUGGGAAGCAGCAACCAGACCUUCUCCUACCGGCUGAGCCAGAAUAUCACCUACCAGGAGUGCCCGCAUGCCCGCCUCCGGAGGCUGGCCCCUGCCGCUCAGCAGCUGACGGUGGACCGGAUCUUUGCUCUGUAUAACGAGGAGGAGAGAGUCCUUCGCUAUGCCGUGACCAACCAGAUUGGACCCCUGGGAGAUGAUUCUGGGUCGGUCACGCUGAACCCCUGCUAUGACGGCACCCACACGUGCGACACGACGGCGCGCUGCCAGGCGGGCACCGGCCUCGAUUACACCUGCGAGUGCACGGCUGGCUUCUGGGGCGACGGCAAGGAAUGCGUCGAUAUCAACGAAUGUGCUGAAGGCCUCAGCAGAUGUAGCCAGGAGUCGGUGUGCGUCAAUACUCAGGGCAGCUACAGAUGUGAGUGCCCCAGUGGAUACCAGCUCGCAGCUGACCGGGUGACUUGUCUAGCCAUUGCUUCCCCACCCAAUCCCUGUGCAGAAGGCACUCACACCUGUGCUCCGGCGGAUCGGGCGCGCUGCGUCUACCAUGGGGGCGGCUCCUUCAGCUGCGUCUGCCUUACUGGUUAUGCUGGCAAUGGGCACGACUGCACAGAUGUGGACGAAUGUGCAGAAGCGAGGUGCCACCGAGCUGCUGAUUGCUACAAUUCCCCUGGUUCUUUUGCCUGUCGCUGUUGGGCUGGCUAUGAAGGCGACGGCUUCCAUUGCUCUCCAGGGACUGUGCCGAGCCUGACCCGCUGUGAACACGAGCGACGGCAUUCGGGCCAGCCGGGCCUCCCUGGAGGCCGCCAUAUCCCCGAGUGCGACGACCAGGGGAACUACAAGCCGCUGCAGUGCCACGGCAGCACGGGCUACUGCUGGUGUGUUGACGGGGAGGGCCAGGAGAUUGGCGGGAGCCGGGUGCCGCCCAGCGCUCCCCUGCCUCGCUGCGGGGCCUCAGGGACCGUGCCGAGCCUGACCCGCUGUGAACACGAGCGACGGCAUUCGGGCCAGCCGGGCCUCCCUGGAGGCCGCCAUAUCCCCGAGUGCGACGACCAGGGGAACUACAAGCCGCUGCAGUGCCACGGCAGCACGGGCUACUGCUGGUGUGUUGACGGGGAGGGCCAGGAGAUUGGCGGGAGCCGGGUGCCGCCCAGCGCUCCCCUGCCUCGCUGCGGGGCCUCAGGGACCGUGCCAAGCCUGACCCGCUGUGAACAUGAGCGACAGCAUUCGCACCAGCUGGGCCUCCCUGGAGGCCGCCAUAUCCCCGAGUGCGACAACCAGGGGAACUACAAGCCACUGCAGUGCCACGGCAGCACGGGCUACUGCUGGUGUGUUGACGGGGAGGGCCAGGAGAUUGGCGGGAGCCGGGUGCCGCCCAGCGCUCCCCUGCCUCGCUGCGGGGCCUCAGGGACCGUGCCGAGCCUGACCCGCUGUGAAGACGAGCGACGGCAUUCGGGCCAGCCGGGCCUCCCUGGAGGCCGCCAUAUCCCCGAGUGCGACGACCAGGGGAACUACAAGCCGCUGCAGUGCCACGGCAGCACGGGCUACUGCUGGUGUGUUGACGGGGAGGGCCAGGAGAUUGGCGGGAGCCGGGUGCCGCCCAGCGCUCCCCUGCCUCGCUGCGGGGCCUCAGGGACCGUGCCGAGCCUGACCCGCUGUGAACACGAGCGACGGCAUUCGGGCCAGCCGGGCCUCCCUGGAGGCCGCCAUAUCCCCGAGUGCGACGACCAGGGGAACUACAAGCCGCUGCAGUGCCACAGCAGCACGGGCUACUGCUGGUGUGUUGACGGGGAGGGCCAGGAGAUUGGCGGGAGCCGGGUGCCGCCCAGCGCUCCCCUGCCUCGCUGCGGGGCCUCAGAAGCGACCCAGAGGCCGCAGACGAUGUGCGAACGCUGGAGACAGAGCCUCCUGGAGCACUAUGGCGGCAGCCCACGGGGUGACCAGUAUGUGCCCCAGUGCGACGCUCUGGGCAACUUUAAUCCACUGCAGUGCCAUGGGAACAGCGGUUACUGCUGGUGUGUGGACGAACACGGCCGCAAGAUCCAGGGCACGAGGUCGGAGCCUGGCGUCCCUCCUGCAUGCCUCCCCAGUGUCGCCCCGCCCACUGUUCGCCCAUCUCCACGCCCUGACAUCAGCCUUCCCUCAGCCGGGACGUUCCUGCUUUAUGCUCAGGGCCAGCAAAUUGGCUCCUUACCCCUGAACGGCACGAGGCUUAACAAGGAGGCAGCGAAGACCCUGCUCUCCCUCCAUGGCUCCAUUGUGGUGGCGAUCGACUAUGACUGCAGGGAGAAGAUGAUGUACUGGACGGACGUCGCAGGGCGGGCCAUCAGCCGGGCAAGCCUCGAGCAGGGAGCAGAGCCAGAGACGAUCAUCACCUCGGGGCUGAUCAGUCCGGAAGGCCUGGCCAUAGACCACCUCAGAAGAACCAUGUUUUGGACAGACAGUGGCUUGGACAAAAUCGAGAGCGCCCGGCUGGACGGCACGGAACGGCAAGUCCUCUUUGCCACGGAGCUCGUGAACCCCCGUGCAAUUGCUGUGGACCCCAUCCAUGGGAAUCUAUACUGGACAGAUUGGAACCGUGAAGCCCCGAAAAUCGAGACAUCUACUGUGACCGGAGAAAAUAGACGGAUUUUGGUCAACCAGGACAUUGGGCUGCCGAACGGAUUAACCUUCGACCCCUUUGCCAAACUGAUUUGCUGGGCUGAUGCAGGAACCAAGAAGCUGGAGUGCGCGUUACCCAACGGAGCAGGAAGGCGGGUCAUUCAGGAUAACCUUAACUACCCUUUCAGCAUUGUUAGCUACGCCAAUCACUUCUACCACACAGACUGGCGAAGGGAUGGCGUUAUAGCUGUGAACAAAGACAGUGGUGGUUUUACGGGUGAAUAUCUCCCAGAACAGCGGACGCAUCUCUACGGAAUAACAGUGGUUCACCCAUACUGCCCAGGAGGAAGAAAAUAAGCUACCAGGUACAGAGAGGGAAGGAGAGGGGGGGGAGAAGCGUCCACUGUGACAGCUGGAAGAACGCUCCCGCCUCCUGACAUCCUUGUACAUAGUGCCAAAGGCUUCCUCCAGCUACAUCAGGACAACCAGAGAUCUGUACUGAAGGGAAUUAAGCGGUUUAACUUAGAGCAAAAUUAUCCAAUAUUUUUAAGUUAUACCUCAAAUCUUUACUACUGUAUUUUUAUUAAUUUUUUUUUUUACAAAAGGAAAACAUUUUUUAUAUAUUGCCAAGAAGAAAUGGUGCUAUCGAUGACGGGGGCUGAUACUAUUCUCUUUUUUGCUGAUGAGAGCAACUUUGUAAAACAAAAAUUAUGACCAUAUAAACGUAUCCUUAUUCCACUGUUAUUUUAUUGGAAAACACAAGAGACUCUACACUUUCUAAAACAGCGGCGGUGGAAGGGAACCAGCUUCGCUCAGACAGGGGAACUGUCCAUAAUGGCUUCUGCAGCAGUGCCUUAAGAGGCCCGUGGGACUCCUGGCCACGGGAGAGGGUGGAAAAAGG
This is a messenger RNA of Elgaria multicarinata webbii, 5604 nucleotides long. It is a transcript of the gene NID2, whose product is annotated as nidogen 2. The record is from RefSeq and is a predicted model, not a curated record. Gene Ontology annotation, molecular function: calcium ion binding. Bases 6 to 5060 code for a protein of 1684 amino acids. The transcript is spliced from 26 exons. Gene Ontology annotation, cellular component: basement membrane. NCBI's taxonomy places the organism in Eukaryota, Metazoa, Chordata, Lepidosauria, Squamata, Anguidae. Gene Ontology annotation, biological process: cell-matrix adhesion.